CCUGUCCAAGAUGGCUCUGCUUGACGUGGCAGCCGACGCGGUCGCCUACUGCGCCGAGACGCGCCUGCGCAUCGGCCUCGUCUGUCUCUAUGAGGUCGUCGUCACCGUCGCCAUCAACGUGAUCGGGCAGGUCUACGUCGACGGCGCCGCGACGGCCCACGGCCGCAUUGCCGACCUUCCGCUGCCCGACGUCCGCUUUGGCUACACGCCGGUCGAGCUCCACGAUCUGUACGCGUCCAUGGGUCCGGUGGCGCGGCGCAACUACAUUCUCUUUGAGCUCUUUGACAUUUUUCCGUACAUGCCAGCCUACGUCCUCCUGCUCUCGACGCUCAUCACUGCGGGCUACAUGCGGCUGCGUCGCCCCGUCUCGCUGCUCGCGUACCUCCCGUUCCUCUCGGUGAUCGCCGACCUCAUUGAGAACUCUGCGCAUAUCUUUACAGCGCACGCCUUCAUGCCGCAGCAGAGCCUGCGCGAUAUGAAUUGGCUCCUCGCCGCCUACACGGGCGCGGCCGCGAACGAGCUCAAGUGGGUCACGCUCGUCGCGUCGGUCGGCGUCUUGCUCGUCACGUGGCUGCGCGUGUUGUUGUUGGCGCCACCGUCGCACCUCAAGGCCAACUAGUAGAAGUUCCUAUGCCUGCUUAUAGUAGUUACAAGGGUC
This is a messenger RNA of Saprolegnia parasitica CBS 223.65, 658 nucleotides long. RefSeq lists its product as hypothetical. The coding region runs from base 11 to 619 and encodes 202 amino acids. The transcript has 3 exons. The record is from RefSeq and is a predicted model, not a curated record. NCBI's taxonomy places the organism in Eukaryota, Oomycota, Saprolegniomycetes, Saprolegniales, Saprolegniaceae.